This is a messenger RNA of Durusdinium trenchii, 354 nucleotides long. Lineage: Eukaryota; Dinophyceae; Suessiales; Symbiodiniaceae. The record is from the annotation of a GenBank genome assembly.
AUGGAGGACAGUGUGGCUUACAGUGACAAAGUGCAUGUGGAGAGUUGUCAUGCACUGCGCGCUCAUGUGGGGAGUCUCCAAGCAGAGGUGGAGGACCGUUUGGAAGAGGUGUGGUUAUUCCAUGAUGAUCUUGGUGGACGUGUUGGGAAAACCGAGCAAUAUCUUUCAAGGCCCUUUCACCUUGAACCAUCUCAAGCUUAUGGUGAGCCGACGACCUCCGAACCACAAAGCCCACUGCGCAUCCCCGUCUUCCAAGACCACGGCCCGACGUCUCAGCCCUCGGAAUCUUUUGAACCUCGGACGCCCGAUGCCUCCGGUCGGAACGCUCAGAAGCAGGGAAAUCAUGAGUUCUGA